AUGUCGUUUCCGUCGUUGAAAGUGUCGUACUUUGACAUGGCCGGUCGCGCCGAGACGGUCCGUUUGGCCUUGACCAUCGGCGGUGUCCCCUUCGAAGACCACCGAUUCCAACGCGAAGAAUGGCCGGCGCUCAAGCAAACGUUGCCGUUCAAGCAAGUGCCGGCGCUGACCGUGGAUGGCCAAGUGUUGUGCCAGUCUCACGCGAUUGCUCGAUAUGCUGGGUCGUUGGCCGGGUUGUACCCGACCGAGAACCGCCUGGAUGCGUGCCGAGUCGACGAAAUCUCCGACUUUUGCGAAGACGUCAUGCAAAAGGUGGCCCCGAGCUUCCGCGAAGCCGACCCGGCCAAGAAGAAGGCCAUGCGCGAAGAGCUUGCCGCCACGACGUUCCCUGAAAUGUUUGGGAUGCUCGACGCGCGCCUGGCGUCGUACGGCUCCAACGGCCCAUGGUUCCUCAACUCGAUCACGAUCGCUGACUUGGAUGUGUACUGCUUUGUGUCGAUGAUGAAGUCGGGCUUCUUGGACGAUAUCCCGACCACCAUUUGCGAUGGCUAUCCCAAGAUCAUGGCCAUCUACAACGCCGUGGCCGCGCAUCCCGCGGUCGUGGCAUGGAACGAAGCGCACGCCAAGUAA
Aphanomyces invadans is the source of this 630-nucleotide messenger RNA. RefSeq lists its product as hypothetical. Gene Ontology annotation, biological process: glutathione metabolic process. Lineage: Eukaryota; Oomycota; Saprolegniomycetes; Saprolegniales; Verrucalvaceae. Gene Ontology annotation, molecular function: glutathione transferase activity. The record is from RefSeq and is a predicted model, not a curated record. The transcript has a single exon. The coding region runs from base 1 to 630 and encodes 209 amino acids.